Molecule: messenger RNA, 1291 nt
Organism: Lolium rigidum
Lineage: Eukaryota; Viridiplantae; Streptophyta; Magnoliopsida; Poales; Poaceae
Product: KH domain-containing protein At5g56140-like
Exons: 7
Coding region: 22-885 (287 amino acids)
Biological process (GO): regulation of mRNA splicing, via spliceosome
Cellular component (GO): nucleus
Molecular function (GO): mRNA binding
Source: RefSeq, a predicted model, not a curated record
AGAGGAGUAGCUGCUGCAGAGAUGGCGUCGGGACGGUACAUGGCCUACUCGCCCUCCCCGUCAACCACCCCGCACUCCCCGCGCAUCUCGGGCCUCCGCGCCUCCUCCGCCGCCGUCGCCGAGCAGGAGAAGUACCUUGCGGAGCUGCUCGCGGAGCGCCACAAGCUCAACCCGUUCGUCCCAGUGCUCCCUCACAGCAUACGGUUGCUGAACCAAGAAAUUAUACGUGUUUCCACACUGUUGGAGAACGCCUCCCUUUUAAAUCAAAGUGGCCUUGAACAUGGUAGUCCACUAACAUCUGGAGGAUUAUAUUCAAAUGGAGCAGCUACUGACAUGAAUGGGUGGACAUCAGCAUUUCAAUCAGAAAGUUCAUCUGCUUAUAGCUGGCGCGGAGGUUCUCAAGGCAGCUCAUCUGGACUAAUUGUUAAGAAACAAAUGAGGGUUGAUAUUCCAGUAGACCAAUAUCCAACAUACAAUUUUGUUGGUCGCAUCCUUGGUCCUAGAGGAAAUUCCUUGAAGCGAGUGGAGGCGACUACUGACUGCCGUGUGCUAAUAAGAGGUCGGGGAAGCAUUAAAGAUCCAGCUCGGGAGGAAAUGAUGCGAGGAAAGCCAGGAUAUGAACAUCUGAAUGAACCCCUUCAUAUAUUGGUUGAGGCAGAGAUGCCUGUUGAAAUUAUUGAUGCUCGUCUGAUGCGAGCCCGUGAGAUCCUUGAAGAUCUGCUUAAGCCGAUGCAGGAUGAGUCUCAGGACUUCUUCAAGAAGCAGCAGCUCCGUGAGCUUGCAAUGCUCAAUGGCACCCUUCGAGAAGAAGGGAUGCAAAGAUCUGGUUCUCAAUCCCCUUUCCACAACAGCCUUGGAAUGAAGAGGGCCAAGACAAGGGGGUAAAUGGUCAUGUGUACCAAGGGAGAACCAAUCAUCUAUCCUGAGGCUGAAACUGAGUAUGCCUAUGGGUUUGCCUUCCUGGCUAAUGGCGCAAAAAUGGUCUCGCACCACUAGCAUCGGAGCGGCCCGUACUUGAUAAUACAUAUAUCUGGAGUUGUGUUGGCUGCUACUGAAGGGGUUUGGUUAUGGCAACAUUGGAUGUUGACUGUUGAGCUAUGUAUUGGGUUGUGCAAAGUUUGGUAGCAAUGUGGUUUGUGUAUUGCUAUGAGCUCUUGACUAGGGUUUUGAUAUAAGUCUCUGUGCUUGUAUUUUGAAGUUUUGAAGGAUGUUGUCUAAUUAUGUUAUUUGGGAUUGAAUAACGUUGUAAUUUGAACGCACUUCUAUGAAUUAGAUAUUGUACUCCGUACUA